Messenger RNA from Pteropus alecto (black flying fox), 1746 nucleotides. RefSeq names its product arylsulfatase family member H (gene ARSH). Lineage: Eukaryota; Metazoa; Chordata; Mammalia; Chiroptera; Pteropodidae. The coding region runs from base 1 to 1746 and encodes 581 amino acids. The record is from RefSeq and is a predicted model, not a curated record. Gene Ontology annotation, molecular function: arylsulfatase activity. The transcript is spliced from 9 exons.
AUGCAUGUCAUCUUCUUCUGCAGUCACCUAAAGCACGACUUUGAGACGUUCUGUUUUCUGAGUGAGCCACCGCGGGUAGGCCCCAGAGUCGAAACUGGUGAGAAAUACCAUUUUUUCCUCUCUUGUGUGACCUUCAGGAAUCGUUGCCUGUGGAUGUCGCUGUGCUGCUGGUUUGGGGGCCUCCACGGCACGUUCGUGACCAGGAGCGCCCGGCCCAAUAUUGUCCUGUUGAUGGCGGACGACCUCGGCCUGGGCGAUUUAAGCUGCUACGGGAAUAACACGCUCAGCACCCCGAACAUCGACCGCCUGGCCAGCGAGGGCGUGAGGCUCACGCAGCACCUGGCCGCCGCCUCCGCCUGCUCCCCGAGCCGGGCCGCGUUCCUCACCGGCCGCUACCCCGUGAGAUCAGGCAUGGCGUCCGCCGGCGACCGGAACCGCGCCCUGCCCUGGCUGGGGGCGUCGGCCGGGCUCCCCAGCAACGAGACCACGUUCGCCGAACUGCUGCAGCGAUGUGGCUACCGCACGGGGCUCGUAGGACAGUGGCACCUGGGAUUGAGCUGCGUCUCUCGCGAUGACCACUGCCACCACCCCCGGAAUCACGGCUUUGACCACUUCUACGGCCUGCCCUUCGGGCUGCUGAGCGACUGCCAGGCGUCGGGCACGCCCGAGCUGCACCGCGGGCUCAGGGUCAGGCUGUGGGUGUCGACGGCGGCCCUGGGUCUCGUGCCCGUCCUGCUGCUUGUCCCCAGGCUCGCCCGCUGGCUGGCCGUGCCGUGGAAGGUCAUCGUCGGCUCCGCCCUCCUGGCCGCCCUGUUCUUCGCGGGCUGGUACUCCAGCUACGGCUUUGUCCGGCGUUGGAACUGCAUCCUCAUGAGGGACCACGAGAUCGUCCAGCAGCCGCUGAGAGAGGAGAGGGUGGCCUCGCUCAUGCUCCUGCCUCCUCUAUUGUGGGUUGUAAAGUACAAACGCGGACCUUUCCUCCUGCUGCUGUCCUUCCUGCACGUGCACACGCCGCUGACCACCAGAGACAAGUUCGUGGGGCGCAGCAAACAUGGCAGAUACGGUGACAACGUGGAGGAGAUGGACUGGAUGGUGGGUGGCGAAGGCAUGGGCGGAUGGGAAGGGGGCAUCCGCGUCCCGGGAAUAUUCCGCUGGCCGAACGUCCUGGAGGCUGGGAGAGUGAUCGACGAGCCCACGAGUCUCAUGGACAUUUACCCGACGCUGUCACAUGUCGCGGGAGGCGUAUUGCCCCAGGACAGGGCGAUCGACGGCCGCAACCUCAUGCCUCUGCUGGAAGGCCGGGCGCGCCAUUCGGACCACGACUUCCUCUUCCACUACUGCGGCGUCUACCUGCACGCGGUCAGGUGGCAUCAGAGGGACUGUGCGACUGUGUGGAAGCUUCAUUACGUGACCCCCAAAUUCUCCCCGGAGGGAGCUGGCGCCUGUUACGACAGCGGGCUGUGCUCCUGCAGUGGGGACGUCACCCACCACGACCCUCCGCUGCUGUUCGACGUGUCCAGGGACCCGUCCGAGUCUCGACCUCUCGACCCUGACCACGAGGCGCUGUUCCACCCGGUGGUCAAGAAGAUCGAGGCGGCCCUCAGGGAGCACCGCGGGACGCUCGCGCCCGCCCCGCCGCAGCUGUCCCUGUGGCACACGGUGUGGAAGCCGUGGCUGCAGCCGUGCUGUGGGACCUUCCCCUUCUGCGGGUGCGACAAGGAAGGGGACGUCCCGCCCCGCGCGUGA